AUCAAUUGAUCAUUCAAGAACCAGAAUCUCACUUGCAAUUUUUUACGCCAAACAGUGAUCCCUUCGCGAAAGCAUCGAGACUUAGAUUCUCCUUUUCAAGAGUCCGCAUAUUAUAUCGCUCUUAAUUCGCAACCAUGAGUGCUGCAGGUCUCUCCAACGUCGGACAGCCCUCUAUCUAUGAGGAUGGUGACCAGCGGAAUGCCCCUCAGUCGGAGGUCAACCAGAGACAGCGAUACAAGGAGGGCCAGCCUCACAGCCACCGGCCCAACGACACCAAGGACGAGCGCUCGAUCGCCAACCGUCUCGCGAGAGAGGAGCAGCGUGAGAGACGACACGAGGAACCCGUCAACCCUGAGGCGGAACUGAGCAAGCAGGACCCUACAAAGCCGGCCGUCGUACACGGCAACAACCCCUCUCGAGGCGCCGAGAUUGACAAGGAACUUCAGAACGAUGACGAGCAGAGACUGAGGGAGAAGGGCAUCAAGAAAUAAAAUAUCGCAAUUCAUAAUCCCAAUACGUGAUGAACCAAAAUACUGACAUCUCCCUGGCAUGGGGUCAGCUACUACAUUCAUACUGCUUGAAUUUUCUGGGUGCAGCGAAAUAUUAUAUUAAUUACAUGGAUUAUAUGUUCAAUGAGAAAAAGAAAUGAAAUCAAAUAAACAAAUAUAUCAUGAUUACUAUCACUUUGACCACUUCAUGAUGAAUAAAAGGAAUAAGUAGUGCAAAAACAUCGAUUAUUUUUGAUUUCUUGAUUGCGGCUUGACGCCAUCUAGUAGUACUAGAUAAUAAUGGAUGCUG
Molecule: messenger RNA, 798 nt
Organism: Paecilomyces variotii
Lineage: Eukaryota; Fungi; Ascomycota; Eurotiomycetes; Eurotiales; Thermoascaceae
Exons: 3
Coding region: 135-491 (118 amino acids)
Source: RefSeq, a predicted model, not a curated record